AUAUGUUUUAUCACAUUUCCCUCGAACACGAAAUUCUGCUGCAUCCGCGCUAUUUCGGUCCACAAUUGCUGGAGACGGUGAAGCAGAAGCUCUACUCGGAGGUGGAGGGCACGUGUACUGGCAAAUAUGGUUUCGUGAUAGCUGUCACAACGAUAGAUCUAAUUGGCUCCGGUGUAAUACAGCCGGGCCAGGGCUUUGUCGUAUAUCCAGUGAAAUACAAGGCAAUCGUCUUUCGGCCCUUCAAAGGUGAAGUGCUGGACGCUGUCGUAAAGCAGAUAAAUAAAGUUGGCAUGUUUGCCGAAAUUGGACCAUUAUCCUGCUUUAUAUCGCAUCAUUCCAUUCCCGCUGAUAUGCAAUUCUGUCCGAACGGAAAUCCGCCUUGCUACAAAUCCAAAGACGAGGAUGUGGUCAUCUCGGGUGAGGAUAAAAUACGCCUCAAGAUUGUCGGCACACGUGUGGAUGCCACCGGCAUUUUUGCUAUAGGAACUUUGAUGGAUGAUUAUUUGGGACUGGUCUGUAAUUAGUUUAACACAAACAAGAAGACAAGUCAACUUUAUAUACAAUUUAUAUA
This is a messenger RNA of Drosophila grimshawi, 571 nucleotides long. It is a transcript of the gene Rpb7, whose product is annotated as DNA-directed RNA polymerase II subunit RPB7. Gene Ontology annotation, cellular component: P-body; RNA polymerase II, core complex. Gene Ontology annotation, biological process: DNA-templated transcription; positive regulation of nuclear-transcribed mRNA poly(A) tail shortening; transcription initiation at RNA polymerase II promoter. The transcript has 4 exons. Gene Ontology annotation, molecular function: translation initiation factor binding; single-stranded DNA binding; single-stranded RNA binding. The record is from RefSeq and is a predicted model, not a curated record. Lineage: Eukaryota; Metazoa; Arthropoda; Insecta; Diptera; Drosophilidae. Bases 3 to 524 code for a protein of 173 amino acids.